Messenger RNA from Clonostachys rhizophaga, 966 nucleotides. The record is from the annotation of a GenBank genome assembly. Lineage: Eukaryota; Fungi; Ascomycota; Sordariomycetes; Hypocreales; Bionectriaceae.
AUGUCGAUUGACAUCUGGCCACCUGUCACAGCGCAAGAGCUCAAGCUUAAAGAGGCUGAAGCCCAGGAAAGGGAGCUGAAAUGGAUCGUUGACGAGACCCUCGAGGUCUGCCAGUACCUCAGGCAUGGCCUCGAGGACUGCUAUGCGCUGCUUGCCCCCAUCGACCCGGGCAGCACGCUGGUCAUGAGCACCCCGCGCAAUGAGAAGGUCAAGGGGACCAUCACACGGGUCGGCACCAGAAUCGUCAAGGGGUCACUCCACGUCCAGCUCCGAACCAUGCCAUCUCUGGCCCUCUCCCUCUCCCAGACGAGCGCAGUCCACAUCCAAGCUCUCGACACUAUCCACACCCUCCUCACCCAGUCGAUCGACAUGCUCGGGCUCACACUCCACAAGGACAGGGCGGCCGACGUCCAGUCCCUGGCCUCGAACCUCACCGUCCUCUCCGAGUCGCUCUCGGAAUGCACCAAGCUCCUCAAGGGACCGCCCCUGACCUCCUCCGACCCGGGCUGGCGGCUGGCCUCCGUCCCGCCCGAACAGUUCUCACCCGCCCUCGGCCCGAAUCUGAGUCUACACUUUAGCCUCCAGGAGAGCUGCGUCGUCCUCUGGCUGCGCGCCCUCGAGCCCGUCCACGCACCGGUCCACUUCGGCACCAAGCUCGGCCUGGCCAUCGGCACGGUGCGCAGGCUGGAGCACGACGAGAUGGACAUCGUCUUCAAGUACAACCCCCUCGGGUCCGUGGAUGCCGACUGCAAGAGGACCGUUGCCCGCCAUCCCACAGGCGGCAUGUCCAAACCGCCGCUGCGGCCGUCGCGCCUCGAGGACGUCUACGUGAGAGAAAAGGUCCGCGUCGAGAGCGCCGACCCCAGCCUCAUCUCGCUAUACUCUAAACUGGGUCAUCUGAACAAUGUGCUGGACCAGGCACGAAACAACCUGACUGCUGUCAUGGGGCUUGAGCAGGAUGCUUAA